AAUACAAGCAAGGAAGACAUAUGUAAAACCAGUGUAGACACAGAGCCAGAAACAUCGAAAGAGUGCGUUGAAGUAAAGUGGCAGAGGGCGAUUUUUCGUGGUGCUUAGUGUCGAAUCGAUCAAUUUGUGGAGCAUUUCGCUGGCGAGAAACAACAAAACAGUGCCGUGAAACACGCAUAACUGGCAUCAACACCACAGGACGGAACGAACGCAGCAGGCCGCAUAGGGCGACUUCACUAGCAAGAUGACGAAGGAUGGCCCACCACCGUAUGGGUUUGUGCCACCGCAAUCGGCACCCCCAAGCUAUGCGCAGGCUGUCGGAGGUGUUCCACCGUCCAGCCCGUUUACACCGCAACAACCGGUGCUGACCGGGGCACAGAUCGUCACCACUGUCGUGCCGAUCGGAGCACAGUCCACACACAUGAUCUGUCCUACCUGCCAUGCAGAAGUUAACACGCAGACAACGACGUCACCGGGUAUGAUCGCUUACGUUUCUGGCUUCCUGAUCGCAUUGUUCGGAUGUUUCUACGGAUGCUGCUUAAUACCGUGCUGCAUUGACGAAUGUAUGGAUGUGCACCAUACGUGUCCCCGUUGUAAAGCCUACCUGGGACGGCAUCGACGAUAAGCGACGAUAUCCAAAUUUUCAAUUUCGAAGUUCCAUCAAGAAUUUCGAAGUUUGACCAGUAGCAUUAGCUACGGCAGUACACACGCGUCGUGUAUUAUGAUGCGACGAGGUUCAGGUGGAGAAGCUGGGAGGAAUAUAGAGGGAAGAGAUUAGGAGGCCGAAGGUAGGGAGGAAACAGGAAACAUAGGGGAUGACGAAAUGAAGUGAGAUUGUACCGUAUGUGUGUGCUUAACAAUUCCAAGUCCAACAUGCUUCGAACAGACUAUUGGUGUUCUAUUGUGUUCUCGUACUGCAGCUAUCCGUGGCUGGUGCAUCCAGAAUUUUCACUCAGUAACAGCAACGGUUGGUUAAAGUCAGGAACAGCCGAACGAAUCAAUACUUAACGAGGUGGUGAUUAAAUCAUGCCCGAUUUUGUUCGAACAAGUCGAGAACGCUUUUUACGACUGUUCGUUGAUGCACUUCGAAAUUUUACAAUUGUAUGUGUGUAUGUAACGCAAAACCUUAGGAUGUGGUUAAUAUAUAUAACGUGUAAGGCAUGUUUGUUAAUUUUCCCAUCCACCUCUCAUCAAUAGUUGAAAUUUUGUUGACUAUCUACUACUGCUCGUUUCUCUACGUUUUUUACUGAUAUAAUUAAUAUGACAGGAGCGUCGUUAAAAAUCGAAAGGGUGGUUUGGUAAUUGGUUGUAGCCUAAAGCAAAUCCCGUUUUGUACGCAAACGUUGUCCACAUUAUCCUCAUAUACGGAGUACUAAUAUUGCAUUAUUUGUUUGAUUAUAAAUGCUAGAUAUGGAACGCGAUAGGGAUGUGCCAUGUACGUUGGCCAUGUUUGGUUGGAAAUGCUGCGAGAGAGAAAAGUCGUUGAAUGUUUGCUUUAUGUUGUUCUACGUUCAACUCAAUCCACAUAAGAAUCUCACGCUAGGACAAAACCCGUCUAAUAAACCGAAAUGAU
Anopheles nili is the source of this 1573-nucleotide messenger RNA. RefSeq names its product lipopolysaccharide-induced tumor necrosis factor-alpha factor homolog. Bases 245 to 625 code for a protein of 126 amino acids. The transcript is spliced from 3 exons. Lineage: Eukaryota; Metazoa; Arthropoda; Insecta; Diptera; Culicidae. Gene Ontology annotation, molecular function: zinc ion binding. The record is from RefSeq and is a predicted model, not a curated record.